Branchiostoma belcheri (Belcher's lancelet) is the source of this 3159-nucleotide messenger RNA. Its product is annotated as large neutral amino acids transporter small subunit 4-like. Lineage: Eukaryota; Metazoa; Chordata; Leptocardii; Amphioxiformes; Branchiostomatidae. The transcript is spliced from 13 exons. Gene Ontology annotation, molecular function: L-amino acid transmembrane transporter activity; neutral L-amino acid transmembrane transporter activity. The record is from RefSeq and is a predicted model, not a curated record. Bases 236 to 2029 code for a protein of 597 amino acids. Gene Ontology annotation, biological process: neutral amino acid transport; transmembrane transport.
UUGUCAGCUGUGAAUAUAAAUGAGGAGGAUUACAUCAGCGCCGGGCGGUAGCGUAUGUCCCGUACCGUACAUUCGAGGAGCCCACUUGCCUACUGCAAGUCUGAGAGUGAGUACUGAGUGCCGGGCGAAGGAAGUCGAACUGUGUCUUCGACAGGGAAGGAAGGCGGCCUCAUACUGAAGGAAAAUUUUGUUGCUGUUUCUAAUAUAAGGAGUUGAUAGGAAUAAAACGAGCAAGAUGGCACCAUGUUUGUUCACGGCCCAGCGGAGACGCUACUGGCUCAUCAUCACCGCCAUUCUGGAGAACCUUCUCUUCUCCGCAGUCCUGCUUGGCUGGGGGUCUCUUGUCCUCAUGCUCAAGAAGGAAGGAAUUUACCUAGAGCUCUGCUCCGGCUCUGGACAAGAUACUGACUACCUCAACAUCACCGAUGCCAACAUCACAGACAACAUGACUGUCAUUCUGCCCAUGGAGGAGGAAGGCUGUAUCGCUCAGGACGAGAGACUGAACUUGGCCUAUACCAUCGGAUCUUUCUUACUCAGCGGAAUGACUUUUCCUCUUGGGAUGUUCAUGGACAAGUUCGGGUCCAGGAACCUCAGGAUGGCUGGCAGUGCCAUGUUCGGAUUAUCCAGUGUACUAUUUGCAGUUGCAUCAAGAACCAAGUUGUCUAUUCUCCUCUUCCCCGCGGUAUCGUUGAACGGUAUGAGCGGAAUCGUCCACGUCUUCACCGGCUUCCAGGUCACCAACCUGUUUGGGGACAAGCGAGGGACAAUGAUGAGCUUCUUUGUGGGAGCGUACGCUUCCUCGGCUGUAGUCUUCCCAGCUAUGAAGGGUCUGUACGAUCUCGGUAUUCCCUUCGACACCUUGUUCUUCUGCUAUGCCGGACUGAUGAUCUUCGUCAUCCUGAACUGCUACUUCAACGUGCCUAAGGAACCCAUCCCUGGUCCUGAGGAGAUGGACUUCAGAAUCAAAUUCAGACCUUUUGGUGUCCACCACAAACUGACUGGGAAGCACUUCUACGGCAUGGUGACCACGGUGGGCCGACGACUGAGUAUCGACGAGAAGGGCGGACCCACCAUGACCUCUCACCUCAACCUGGAGAUGGACUACAGCUCUGUGGACAAUGCCCAUCCUGUUGCAGCUAUCCCCCCGCUGUCCAAGAGCAUCUGCACCAUGGCGUUCUUCUGGAGCGUCGUCACCAUGUGCAUCGGCCAACUCCGACUCAUCUUCUUCAUCGGAGCGCUCAGUCAGAUGCUGGGAAGAGUUUCCGGCGCCGACAGCUCGAAAGGAGCCCAGUAUAUUGUGAACAUCUACACCUCCAUCUUUGGGAUGAUCCAGAUGGCUUGUAUCCUCAUGGCGCCUCUGAUCGGUAUUGUCCUGGACUGGAACACCAAGCCAAAGAAGUCCAAAGGUGCCAAAGAGGAACUUCUUGACGACGUCAUGUGCAAUGGGAAGGGCAGCACUUCCAGUGAAAAAAGCGUCAACACAGCCCUCAGCAAACAAAAACAACAACAGAAGGUCAAGUUGCAGAAGAUCAGCAAUGUGAUGAAGGCCUUUGCCCUGACGAAUGUCCUCAUGAUCUUCUUCGGUGUCACUGUCCUCAUCCCAAGUCUUGAGCUGCAGAUCCUGACGUUUUUGCUUCACACACUUAUCAGAGGGUUUAUCCAUUCAACUGUUGGUGCCAUGUAUGCCACAAUGUAUCAUCACACCCAUUUCGGCACGUUGACAGGGUUGCAGUCUCUGAUCUCUGCAGUGUUCGCCUGCCUACAGUACCCCAUCUUCACCAUCAUCAACGGACCUCUCAACGAGGACCCCUUCUGGAUGAAUGUUGGCUUGCUGGUUCUCACGUUCUUCAACUUCGGGCUGCCUGCCUACCUCUUCCUGUACGUCAAGAGACUACGGGCGGAACCCGAGGUGGGCAAACCGAAGACGUCGGUAGUCUCGGUCGAACUUCCAAAGAACAUGAGCCAGAAAGCCCUCAUAACGACGAUAAAGGAAGAGGAACUUGACAACGAUGAAGUCUUCAUGGCUUGAGGGAGAUGCACACAGACUGAAGCGCUCUUGUAAUCACGAGUUUGUUCGCCGUGUGACAAACCGGACGCAUUGCAUAGUUGUGUCGUGUACAAAGUUUCAGAGAUAUAUGCAAUACAGGGCAAACUUUUGAGUGACAAGAGAGCAACAGAAUCCUGGUCAAGCCAUGCUGGUUAUGGUAUAACAUUAGCUGUUCAGAAGUGUGAAAAAAGUAACUGCCACUGGAAGGGUAGAAAGGAGCAUGUAAUAUUCCUUCACAGUCUUUAAGAAAGCAGAGUUUAAUUUUCAAGUUAGAGGAAAGUUUUGCCAUCCAGAAGUCACCACGUAAUUCUAGGAAGGGCUCUUAGUUGUUCGUAUGAUGAGGGUUUGGUAUUAUUAAUUUGUUUUUGUUGUCAAGAAAGGAUUAUAUACAAUUCCACCAUAAGGGUUUGGGGCAAAGAGCUGUAGAUCAAAUAGUAGUGUAUCUAUGGUGCUGUUAUGAGGCAAUGAACAACCCAAAAUGUGCAAUACCAUCUUUUAGUUACUGCUGGAUACAUAUACAAACAUUUCUUUCAAGUAUCAUAUAUUGGUGGCGGAAUAUGUUUAGUGUGUUAUACAUGUACUUUUCUCACAGAAGGUACAGCUGGAAUAGUGCAACGUAGUCUUUUGUCAAAAGACGGACUGUGCAUUUAUUGUAGGCCAUUGUCACCAGAAUUGUGAUGAUAUUUAAAAGAUACAAAGUCACCUGGCAGUAUUAAAUGUAUGCCAGUGAGUGCAGUUAAGUGAUUUGAGCUUCUGGUAAAAUGCAACUGUAUAUUAAGUGUUUUUGUAACUUUAUAUGUUUGUAUAUUCAGGCACUGUCCUAUCUAAUUCUAAGGCAAGAAUCUUCUGACUUAAGAUUUCUUAUGGACAUAAGUUUUAAAAAAUCUAGAUAUUAAGGUAAACAAAUUUGCAAGGCGUGAUGCCAAAGCCUUUCUCUAAGUGUUGGAUGUCUACAAGAAUACUUACUUCUACACAAGAGUUUUUGAGAUAAUAUAAAAUCCAAAGAAAUUGACAGAGAGAUUUGAUACAUACCAAAGUGUUGGUAUAGGUUGAUAGGUAUAUAACUGCACACAUUUGAUGUUCUUAAUUUGUCUAAUAUCUGGUUUGUUUAC